CGCAGGAGGUGCCAGCGGCGGCGUUUCGGAGACUGAGCCCACGGCGCCUGCUGGCUGGGGCGGUCGUUUCUUCCUGCUCAGUGGUCUACGCGGGUCCCCAGCCUGGGAAAAGAUGGCCCCACGGCCCCCGAGGGGCCUGGUCCAAGCUCUGCUCUGGGGCCUGAGCCUCUUCCUCAGCCUCCCAGGCCCCAUCUGGCUCCAGCCCCCUCCGCCACCUCAGUCUUCUCCCCCGCCUCAGCCCCAUCCGUGUCAUACCUGCCGGGCACUUGUGGACAGCUUCAACAAGGGCCUGGAAAGAACUAUCCGGGACAACUUUGGAGGUGGAAACACUGCCUGGGAGGAAGAGAAGUUGUCCAAAUACAAAGACAGUGAGACCCGCCUGGUAGAGGUGCUCGAGGGCGUGUGCAGCAAGUCGGACUUCGAGUGCCACCGCCUGUUGGAGUUGAGUGAGGAGCUGGUGGAGAGCUGGUGGUUUCAUAAGCAGCAGGAGGCCCCGGAUCUCUUCCAGUGGCUCUGCUCAGACUCCCUGAAGCUCUGCUGCCCCUCAGGCACCUUCGGGCCCUCCUGCCUUCCCUGUCCUGGGGGUGCAGAGAGGCCCUGCGGUGGCUACGGGCAGUGUGAAGGGGAAGGGACCCGAGGGGGCAGCGGGCACUGUGACUGCCAAGCCGGCUACGGGGGUGAAGCCUGUGGCCAGUGCGGUCUUGGCUACUUUGAGGCGGAGCGCAAUGCCAGCCAUCUGGUAUGUUCGGCUUGUUUUGGCCCCUGUGCCCGCUGCUCAGGACCUGAGGAAUCAAACUGUUUGCAAUGCAAGAAGGGCUGGGCCCUGCAUCACCUCAAGUGUGUAGACAUUGAUGAGUGUGGCACAGAGCGAGCCAAUUGCGGAGCCGACCAGUUCUGCGUGAACACCGAGGGCUCCUAUGAGUGCCGAGAUUGUGCCAAGGCCUGCCUGGGCUGCAUGGGGGCAGGGCCAGGCCGCUGUAAGAAGUGUAGCCCUGGCUACCAGCAGGUGGGCUCCAAGUGUCUCGAUGUGGACGAGUGUGAGGCAGAGGUGUGUCCUGGAGAGAACGAGCAGUGUGAGAACACCGAGGGCGGUUACCGCUGUGUCUGUGCUGAGGGCUACAAACAGAUGGAGGGCAUCUGCGUGAAGCAGCAGAUCCCAGAGUCGGCGGGCUUCUUCUCGGAGAUGACGGAGGAUGAGCUGGUGGUGCUACAGCAGAUGUUCUUCGGUGUCAUCAUCUGUGCACUGGCCACGCUGGCUGCCAAGGGAGACUUGGUGUUCACUGCCAUUUUCAUUGGGGCUGUGGCGGCCAUGACUGGCUACUGGUUGUCGGAGCGCAGUGACCGUGUGCUGGAGGGCUUCAUCAAGGGCAGAUAAUCCCUGCCACCACCUGCAGGAUCUCCUCCCACCCAGGCUGCUCCAAGGUUGGGCCUCUCUCCUGCUGGACACUCAGGGCAGCUGGGUUUAUUUUUGAGAGGGGCAUAAGCACCCCCUACCCGCCUUACAGAGCAGCCCAGGUACCCAAGCCUGGGCAGCUGAGGCCCCUGGGGUGAAAAAGUAGCCCUGAAGGUGGAUACCAUGAGAUCUUCGCCUGGGGGGACUGGGCAGGCUUCACAGUGUGUGAAUUUUAAAAGAAAAGUUUCUCCUUAUGGUGGCUGCUAAUGAGCUUUGGCCCCUAUCCAGGAUGAGGGGGUCCCCACAGGGGUGGGGCCGUCACAGCCCCCUCCUGCCAGCUGCAUGCUGCCAGCUCCUGUUCUGUAUUCACCCCAUCCCCACCCGCCACUUAUUUAUUUAUCUCAGGAAAUAAAGAGAUUGGAAAAUU
This is a messenger RNA of Propithecus coquereli (Coquerel's sifaka), 1820 nucleotides long. It is a transcript of the gene CRELD1, whose product is annotated as cysteine-rich with EGF-like domains 1. The record is from RefSeq and is a predicted model, not a curated record. Lineage: Eukaryota; Metazoa; Chordata; Mammalia; Primates; Indriidae. Bases 113 to 1375 code for a protein of 420 amino acids. The transcript is spliced from 11 exons. Gene Ontology annotation, molecular function: calcium ion binding.